This is a messenger RNA of Hippopotamus amphibius kiboko, 1560 nucleotides long. It is a transcript of the gene TMEM263, whose product is annotated as transmembrane protein 263. The coding region runs from base 351 to 701 and encodes 116 amino acids. The transcript is spliced from 4 exons. Lineage: Eukaryota; Metazoa; Chordata; Mammalia; Artiodactyla; Hippopotamidae. The record is from RefSeq and is a predicted model, not a curated record.
GUGGGCGUGUGCCGGGUGGGCGCGGGAGGGGCCCGGGGUGCGCGUGCGCGUCGGAGCGCGAGCCGCGGGAGGAGGCGGGAGCUGAGGAGGCGGUGGAGGGGGCGGGUCGCGUCCGGCGCCACGUCCGCAGCCAGAGGCCGCCGUCGCCAACCGUGUCUUCUGGCUCCACAGCCAGAGGAGGCGUCUCCGGAGCCCGCAGCUGCCCCGGGCUGUGCCCGCCGCUCAGGCCUCCUCAGCCCUCCUCGGUGCUGCCCGCUCCUCCGCCCGGCCCCGCCGCUGGCCCCCGACCCAGCGGGAAAUUGGCACUUACUGUUUCAUAAGAAAGUUUUGAAGUGGCUUUGAAGGAGAUCAUGAAUCAGACAGAUAAAAAUCAACAAGAAAUCCCAUCAUACCUUAGUGAUGAACCACCAGAAGGUUCAAUGAAAGAUCACCCACAGCAGCAACCAGGCAUGCUGUCCCGUGUGACUGGGGGUAUCUUCAGUGUUACAAAGGGAGCCGUUGGCGCCACCAUUGGUGGUGUGGCUUGGAUUGGUGGAAAGAGUCUGGAGGUGACCAAAACAGCUGUUACAACUGUGCCUUCCAUGGGAAUAGGGCUGGUGAAAGGGGGCGUGUCUGCUGUGGCUGGAGGUGUUACAGCUGUUGGGUCUGCUGUUGUAAACAAAGUGCCCUUAACAGGAAAGAAGAAAGACAAAUCUGACUAAAACAUGGAGAUACACUUGCUCUCCACAGCAUUAUGAUGCCAGUGGCAUUGAAUUGCUAAAUUAUGGACUACAACCAAGUCACCUGUUUUGGACGUUUAUCUUCUAACUGCUGUGUUGAAAGUAUUGAUGACUGACUGGCUUUUGUUUAAAAAGAAGAGACCAAUACUAGCACAGUGUAUGAAGGUUUCUCGUACUUAAAUUCCAGCUUUUUAUCUGGUAAAAUGUUACACUUAUUCAGUUGUAACUGAAGAUAUGGUAUAUUUGAAUAUUUACUAUAUAAGUCUUUCAGUUUAACUAAAAAUGUGAAAGUUGAAUUUGGUGGAUGAUCUUUACGGUUCCAUAUGUGUAAUGUGCCAGGUAACUCAUCUGCCCCUUAAGAAGGGAACCUUGAACUACAUAAACUGUACCUUUGAUGUGCCUAAUAGUUUCAGAUGUCUUAGUUUUUUUAAUAACCAUAGUAGAUUAGACCAAGAGGCAUUCUUUUCUUAUUUAAGAUGGUAAAAGUAGCAGGAACUAGAGAAGUUUGAAAGAAAAGAUUCAUGGUUUUAUGAGUGUUAACCGUCUUUUGUUAGAUAUGCAUUAUAUUAAUUUAAUCAUUGAUGCCUUACAAAAGAAAGCAUCUUUUCUAAUACCCUGAAUAUGUGCAGUUCUUAGGAUUAUUAUUAUAUAUGCAUUCUUUCAAAAGUUGUUUGUGAAAUUCAUUUUCCCUCAAGAAUCUCAGGAUUAGUGGGCUAAAGGCAUUUCUUGCUCUCAGCAGAUAAGAUAGUGCUUGUUAACUGUCAGUAGUUAUAACCAAAUUGUAUGCUUCAACCUGGGUUCAUGCUCCAACAUUAAUAAACCUCACAGUGCCUAAGGAACA